UUGCCAACUCUUACUUCAAGAUAUGAGUAAUGAUAUAACGUUUGUGCAACUGCAAGGGUUGGGCCUGAUAGGAAAAAUAAUAACUGGGCCAUGGAUGAGUCUGGUUUAUAAAAAUGCAACAGGAAAGAGUAAUCUUGAGUUUGGUGACAUUUUCCAGAAAGCAAUAAGGAAACUAGCUUACUUCAAAAGUAAUCCAGAACCAAUUCUUUACACGGAUGUGGAUAUUUUUAGUCAAGUAUUAAAUGUUAAAGAAGAUAAGGUACACCAAUCCCUUCGUGUAAUAAAAAAUAAAAAUAUUUUGGUAAAGAUUUUAUCAGCUUUGAUAAGCUACACAGAGACAGUUCUCAAAAGACAGAUGGCCAGGUAUUUGACUGGCAAUCUCUCAAAUCCAUCUAAAGAAUUGAUAAAAACCACACUAUCUGCUCCACCUCAUACAAUGGAGGCUGAAAGGAUCUUGGGCAUGCUUGAUUUUUUUUUUUGUGUCUUGCUCCUAAUGCUACUUUUGGUUUUCUGGAUUCUAAAAUAAAAGUCAGAGUAAACUAAACAUUAAUAUGCCUUGAUGAGAAAACAUUGCCAGAACAAGAAGACCUAAUUUAAUUUGCGAUUCGCAGAGGAGCUUUACCGUGUCAAGCCUCUAAAAAUUUUAAUAAUCUUUUGUAUGAAGAAAUAGGAAAAAGAUGCACCAAAGCUAAUUUAAAAAAAGAACUUCUGGAAAGAAAGCAACUAGAGAAGGAUGUUAAAAGACCAAUAACUGAAAAUGCCAAAACCACAAAUCCUCUUUUUGUUAAUAUUGAUGAAAAACAAAAACAAACUUUAGGAGUAAUUUUAAAAAAAUGGAAACUUGAUUGGGCAGCUCUUAAGCCAUAAAUGGGAGCUAGAUGAUGGCAAUAUACCUUUGUUUUUAGUAGAAUUGUUGAUCAAAAGUUAACAACAAAAAAAAAAAGUCAAUUACAAACACAAUAGGAUAUUGGAAAGUCAAUGAAGAUGAAGCUGAAGAUAUUGACAUAAGCCAGGAAGGAGUUAUAGCAGAUCUAAUACUUAAAGACCUUUAAAAAUUGCUAUAAUAUAUUAGGCAUUAAUAUCUUUUAUUUU
Messenger RNA from Hydra vulgaris (swiftwater hydra), 1092 nucleotides. NCBI's taxonomy places the organism in Eukaryota, Metazoa, Cnidaria, Hydrozoa, Anthoathecata, Hydridae. The record is from RefSeq and is a predicted model, not a curated record.